Molecule: messenger RNA, 2113 nt
Organism: Oryzias melastigma (Indian medaka)
Lineage: Eukaryota; Metazoa; Chordata; Actinopteri; Beloniformes; Adrianichthyidae
Gene: grb14
Product: growth factor receptor-bound protein 14
Exons: 14
Coding region: 249-1820 (523 amino acids)
Biological process (GO): insulin receptor signaling pathway; negative regulation of insulin receptor signaling pathway
Cellular component (GO): plasma membrane; cytoplasm
Source: RefSeq, a predicted model, not a curated record
UUGGGAGGUAGGAGGGAUUAUUUUGCCCCACUGGGCCAACCCUGUGGGUAGCAGAUGAGCCGGAGUGAUGUGUGAGUGUGCAUGUGUGCGUGUUUGUGUGUUUGAGUGCAUUCUGCUGAGCAUUAAAGAGAAGCGCCCCGUGAGCCAGCCUGCUCCAACUGGGCUCUGCCACAAGCUCCAUUCCAAAAACUCGUCUCUCCUUCCUGCUCCAGAUGAUGCCUUGGAUUUAGCCGACCCGCUCGAGUGAUAUGAAUAGGACACUGGACAAAAUAAACACUUCUUUAAGCUUCAGACACAAAGCAGAGAUUUUUCAGAGUGGUAAUGUGAGUGGCUUUCCUAGCCCAGCCCUGAUCCCGUUGCAAGAGUCUUUACUCACAACAAAUGCUCAGAAAACCCGGACUAAGCCAUGUGAGGAGAACAGGUGCAUUAAAGAAGAAGAGGAAUCCCUAUGUUUCCCUGUUCCAAAUCCAUCUUCUGAGUCUCAGCCGACACUUGUUGUUUCUGAAUGUUUGUCAUCGUGGACCAAAUGUAGUGCAACUCAGGUAAUCAAAGUUUACAAUGAAGACAACACCAGCAAAGCCAUUGAAGUGCCCCCCGAUGUCACUGCCAGGGACAUAUGCCAGCUGUUCGUCAUGAAGAAUCACUGCAUUGACGACCACAGCUGGACUCUGUUUGAACACUGGACACAUCUAGGAAUAGAGAGAACCAUUGAAGAUCAUGAGUCUGUAAUGGAGGUUCUGUCAGUCGGGGGGAUGGACACUGACUGCCGUCUGCAUUUCAGGAAGAAUUAUGCAAAAUAUGAGUUUUUUAAGAAACCUCUGGUUUUUUUCCCAGAUCACAUGUUUUCCAUAUCCUCGGAAACAAACGGAAUUGUGGAUCCCUCUGAAUUAAUUGAGACGUUUGUCAAAUCCAGCACUUGUCCAGAGGUCCACGGAUACCUCCAUGCCAAAGACCAAAGCAGGAAGUCUUGGAAGAAGUUUUAUUUUGUUUUGCGGAGGUCUGGACUUUACUUCUCCACCAAGGGGACCUCCAAGGAACCCAGGCACCUGCAGUUCUUUGCCGACUUCACUGACUGUGAUAUCUACUCUGUUCUGUCAGCCAAGAAGCUAUACGGGGCACCAACAGAAUUUGCUUUCUGCAUCAAGUCUACGAAGAGCUGCUCAGCUCGAGACUUGAAGCUGCUUUGUGCUGAUGUUGAGCACACCAAGACCUGCUGGAUCACAGCCAUGCGCUUGUUAAAGUUUGGGAUGCAACUGUACCAAAACUUUAUUCAACCUCAUCAGAAACAGAAAGUCUCACCUAUGAGGAGCAUCUCAGAAAACUCCCUGGUGGCCAUGGACUUUUCUGGGCAAAAAACCCGAGUGAUUGAAAACCCGUCAGAGGUGCUGUCUGUGGCUGUAGAGGAAGGUCUGUCAUGGAGGAGGAAAAGCUGUCAUCGCCUAAGCAGCCACGGGAGCCCCUCCAGCUCUCAGAGCUCUGUGCCAAACAUAGCAAUCCAUUUAGCCCAGCCGUGGUUUCACGGCAAACUGUCCCGUGAAGAGGCUCAGCGCCUGAUUACCCAGCAGGGUCUAAUUGAUGGGGUUUUUUUACUGAGGGACAGUCAAAGCAGCCCAAAGGCGUUUGUUCUUUCGUUGUGCCAUCUCCAGAAGAUCAAGCACUUCCCAAUCAUACCGGUGGACGAUGAUGGCGAGGUGUUCUACAGCUUGGACGACGGUCACACCCGCUUUACCGACCUGAUCCAGUUAGUGGAGUUUCACCAGCUAAACCGAGGGAUUCUUCCAUGCAAGCUCAAGCACCACUGCACCCAGAUCACCCUGUGAGCCAUCAGGAGGGCGCUAACGCACCUUAUCUUCAGCUCUUUCUGGAUGAACACUCCUCCAGUUCUGCCUUAAAAAUAACAGAGACAGCAAUUCAUGGUCAAAAUCCCUUUUUUUAUACAUCUUUCUCCUUUAGCUAUUAAAUAUUACUACUGGUGCUGUUAAUCUGAUGUAAAAGCGAUCUUGAUCAAUUUUUCAAGAAACUGCUUUACUCCUUAUGAAGGUGGAAUGUCAUAAAGCUGUCUUAUGACCCACACGAUGACAGGAAAAAGGCCGUCUUUUUUUUUUUUUUUUUU